CAUCUGCACACACUCUCUUUCUCCCUCCCUCCCUCCCUCCAAACCCUAACUCUCUCUCUCCAAAUCCUAACCCUAAUCACAUUUCCGUAAAAGAUGAGAAAACCGCACAACCUCCCACCAGAGCGAAAAUGGCUUCUGCCUGUGCUCUUAGCCUCCUCUCUUUCCAUCUCUGUCCUCCUCUUCUCAACCCUCCGUUACGGGAAACCAUCCCGGCCGUCCGUUCUCUCAGAUCCCUCUGCCUAUUCCACCAUCCGAUCGCCAAAGCCGCCCCGGCUGGCCUACCUGAUCUCCGGCACGAAAGGCGACGGGCCGCGCCUGAAGCGAGUGCUGCAGGCCGUGUAUCACCCAUGGAAUUACUAUCUCCUGCAUCUGGAUCUCGAGGCCCCGAACACGGAGCGGAUGGAGCUGGCGAAGUACGUGAAGUCGGAGCCGGUCUUCGUGGCGUUCGAUAACGUGAGGGUUGUGGGGAAUGCGAAUCUGGUCACGUACAAGGGUCCCACGAUGAUCGCUUGCACACUCCAUGCUGUGGCAGUCUUGCUCAGGCAGGCCAAGGAGUGGGACUGGUUCAUCAAUCUCAGCGCGUCUGAUUAUCCUCUCAUGUCUCAAGACGAUAUUCUACAUGUCUUCUCAUACUUGCCUAGGGAUCUGAACUUCAUUGAGCAUACAAGUAAUAUUGGGUGGAAAGAGUAUCAAAGAGGAAGGCCAAUUAUUAUAGAUCCAGGAUUCUAUAAUUCAAACAAGGCAGAUGUAUUUUGGGCUAAGGAAAAAAGGAGCAUGCCUGCUUCUUUCAAAAUAUUCAUAGGGUCCGCUUGGGUGGUGCUGACGCGAUCGUUCCUGGAAUUCUGCAUCUGGGGCUGGGAUAAUCUUCCUCGCACUCUACUCAUGUACUACACCAACUUCCUAUCAUCGCCCGAAGGUUACUUCCACACUGUCAUAUGCAAUUCCAAGGACUACCAGAACACCACCGUCAACCACGACCUGCAUUAUAUAAUGUGGCACAACCCACCUCGGCAGCACCCCAUGACCUUGACUUCACGGCAUUUUGACGGGAUGGUUGAAAGCGGAGCCCCAUUCGCACGGAAGUUUACAAAGAACAAUCCUGUCCUGGACAGGAUUGAUAGGGAGCUGUUGAGGAGAUCAGCCGGUGGGUUUACGCCAGGGGGUUGGUGCAUGGGGAAUUCUAUUUUGGGUAGAGAUCCGUGCGCUAUUUAUGGGAAUCCAGAGGUGAUUAGGCCAAGUGAGAGUUCAAAGAGGUUGGAAACAUUGCUGCUGAAGCUUCUUGAUCCUGAAAAUUUCAGGUCUAGACAAUGUAAAUAGUUAUAAUUAGAUCUAUUUUCAUGAUGUAAUUUUUAUCUGA
Messenger RNA from Magnolia sinica, 1357 nucleotides. RefSeq names its product beta-glucuronosyltransferase GlcAT14C-like. The record is from RefSeq and is a predicted model, not a curated record. Lineage: Eukaryota; Viridiplantae; Streptophyta; Magnoliopsida; Magnoliales; Magnoliaceae. Bases 94 to 1317 code for a protein of 407 amino acids. Gene Ontology annotation, cellular component: membrane. Gene Ontology annotation, molecular function: glucuronosyltransferase activity. The transcript is spliced from 4 exons.